UUCGGGCGAGUAGACGCAUUGACUGUCUGUAGCUAAUCACAAUGUUGUGGCUUCUAACGCUGGUCCUGGGUUACGUGGCUUAUCUGCUGGUGAGUUAUCAUCAGAAGCGCCAGCAGCUACUCGCGAUUCGCUCCAAGUUCGGGGCGCCCAGAUCGGAUUACUUUCUCGGGACGUUCUACAUGUUUAAGAACCGAAGCAUUCCAGACAUUUUUGACAUUGUGGUCGGUUUGCAUAAACGCUACGGUCCGGAUGUGGCCAUUAUCGGUGCGUUCAAUGAUCUUGUGCUCGAUCUGUCGAGCUCGAAGAAUGUCGAAAAGGUGCUGCUAGCGAAGACAACCAAAAAGUCGUUCGUUUAUGACUACCUGGAGCCAUGGCUCGGGACGGGGCUGUUGAUUUCGUUCGGCGAGAAGUGGUUCCAGCGUCGCAAGAUAAUCACCCCGGCAUUCCACUUCAAAAUACUCGAUCAAUUUAUGGACGUGUUCAACGAGGAGGCUGACAUACUGGUGGCGAAGCUGGCACGUCACGACGGGGGCCCGGAGUUUGAUAUCUACGACUACGUGACGCUCUACGCACUGGAUAGCAUUUGUGCCACUUCGAUGGGAGUGCGGAUUCACGCACAAGACGACCCGAACAACGAGUACGCCCAGGCGGUGAAGCAGAUGAGCAUUUUCUUCCUUCGCCGGGUGUUCAGUCUGUUGCGACAGUUUCCGGCACUGUUCUUCCUGUAUCCGUUCGCGCGCGAGCAAGGGCGCGUCAUUAAGAAGCUGCAUCACUUCACCAACUCGGUGAUAAGGAACCGGCGGGCACAGCUCGAGCAAGAGCAGCGUCUGGGUGCGGUGGAGUUCAACGUGAACGAGGAAGAUCUGUACUCGAAGCGCCGGAACACGUUCCUUGAUCAGCUGCUCAAUGUAACGGUCGAUGGGAAACCGUUAAGUGAUGCCGAUAUUCGGGAGGAGGUUGACACCUUCAUGUUCGAGGGUCAUGAUACGACCACGUCCGGGAUCUCGUUCACCAUUCUGCAUCUUGCGAAGCACCAGGACAUUCAGCAGCGGUUGUAUGAGGAGAUUGAUCGAAUGUUGGGUGUGGAUAAGCGAACCACUCCCCUGACGCACACGAUGCUUCAGGAGUUUAAGUAUCUGGAUAUGGUGGUUAAGGAAUCGCUACGGCUUGUCCCACCGGUACCCAUCAUCGGUCGCAAGCUACUGGAGGAUAUGGAAAUCAAUGGAGCCAUGAUUCCUGCGGGUACAUCGAUUUCCAUCAAAAUCUAUAACAUCCACCGCAAUCCGGCCGUGUUCCCGGAUCCGGAACGGUUCGAUCCGGAGCGCUUUUCGGAGGACAACGAGAUAAAGCGAGGGCCGUACGAUUACAUUCCGUUCAGUGCGGGUUCGAGGAACUGUAUCGGGCAGCGUUAUGCACUGUUGGAGAUGAAGAUCACGAUCGUGAAGCUACUGGCUAACUAUCGCAUUCUACCGGGAGAAUCGAUUAAUCGCAUACGCUACAAGACGGAUCUGGUGCUUCGAUCGACUGAAGGUAUUCCGGUGAAGCUUGUGAAACGUGUUUGAAGCGUCGUGAGUUCCACCUUCAACUACAAUAGUGCCAUGUGUAGGAUAGCCAUUUACAGUUACUAUUCCCCCCCCGGUUUUGGAGCCUAUUUUUGUUUUGUUGUUAAAAAUUAAACCAAAGUUCAACGACUGGAAACAACGAA
Messenger RNA from Anopheles aquasalis, 1705 nucleotides. RefSeq names its product cytochrome P450 4c3-like. NCBI's taxonomy places the organism in Eukaryota, Metazoa, Arthropoda, Insecta, Diptera, Culicidae. The record is from RefSeq and is a predicted model, not a curated record. Gene Ontology annotation, molecular function: monooxygenase activity; oxidoreductase activity, acting on paired donors, with incorporation or reduction of molecular oxygen; heme binding.